UCGACACAUUGUCGUCGGAGAUUCGAUCGGAGACGAGCGAGACGGCGAAUGUGGAGGCGAAUAAGUAACUUACGGGGAAACCCAGAUUCUGAUGAUCAGAGCAUAUCUGAGGAAGAGGAAGAGGAAGAUGUUGCCUUGGGAGAAAUGUUGUUCCCAAGUGGGAAGAAGACCAAGGAAGAGGGAAGAGGAUUGCUACUUCAAACAAAGCUAGAGAAACUCAUUGGUGGUUGUGGUGGUGAACUAAAUCAUGCUGAAGAAACCGGCUAUGUAUCUCUGGAAGCAACCCCAAGGAAGAUAUCUUCCUCUCUUGAACAAGUUCCUGAGUCCCCUGAGGAGAGUUAUCUUGCUUCUUCAACCAGAGACGGAUUCAUAUGCAUAUCCGCUGCUCAGGAAUGUGAUGAGAUGAUACAUGAUGAACCAGUAGCAACUUGGGCCACUAUAAGUAAAGAAGCCAAAUCACUACUCCAUUUGAAUGGCAUUGCUUCACUCUCAUCUUCCCUCAGAGCCAAGAGACGCAGUAAAGUUGUCAAAGAAAAUAAUGUCAGGCCCAAAUUUUCGUUUCACUCACAUGCUCAUGGAGAAACGUCUUCCAAGAUAAGUGACAUGGUUGGAUACUUUGAGCCUGUGGAUGAUCAGGCCGCCAUAGAGGAGGAUCCAAUAGCUGAAUGCCCCAAUAGUUUUGAUGAAAUAUCAGAUAACACUCAGGAUGCGAUAUCCAAUCUUGUAGUCCCACCUCCAGAAAAGAUUAGAGUGACGACUAAAAGAAGCUCAAAAUCCUACAGCAGGCGCGAAGUAAAAUGUUCCAAAUUUGCUCAUAAGGGAAGUUCAAGGAACAUCCAAGAUAGUGAUACUGAUGAUGAACUUCCUGGACCCAUGGAUAGUAUUGGAUCAUCAACCGAUGAUGAGCCUAGUUAUCAAACCUCGGUGCCAGACAUUUCCAACCAGAAGAAACAAUUUGUUGGAGACCUGUUUAAUGAAGCAGUAAGAGCUUCCUCUUUGAACAAGGAAGGUCUUUCAUUCGAUUCACCGAAACUAUCUGCUGGAUCUAGCCUGCAUGGGAAGCUACAGCAGAUGAUGAAACAAGAAAAGGAGAAGGAAGUAGAAAUCACGAAGAAAUUGCAGGGCGGAAACGGAGAAGCAGAUGUGUCGAGCUAUGUCGAUAUAAAAAUAGUGUCAAGACACUUGGAAGGAAAGCUCGUUGUCUGCAAAUGCUCUGUCAUCGACCUUCCUGGGGACUCCCUCUUGUUAAAGAAUACACAAGCUCUCGCGGCCAAAGAAACAGAAACAACAGUCAUCUUUAAUCCUAAAGUGUGUGGGGAUGUUGAUAUUGAAAUCGGGUGCUUUGUCCGUAUACAUGCGCCAUGGAAAGAAAUUGAGGUGAAGAACACCAAGGAGAUGAUUAUUUUUUGUUCAUAUUUCUCAAGUGCGUAAUGUAACUCGCAGCACAAAUGUCACAAGUAUAAUGUCACCCAACUCUGUACUUACGAUAUCAGUAAAAACAAAAUGCUUGUGAAAGUGUGUUCUUCAUCUCUUUUUUUUCUAGUGGAGGCUGUUAAAGGUUGUUAGCCAAAGUGCUUGAAACCUACAAAGCUAGGCUUGGUGAGUCAAAGUACUUGGCUUGUGAUGACUUCACGUUGGUCGCCAUAUCCCUGUGAUUAAAUACUCCAACAAAGAAGGUAUUGAAUGAACAUAUCGGUGCUUGGGUUGCUGGCAUCACUUCUAGGCUUUCUUCUCAGAACAUCCUCCUUUGAGUGAAGAAAGUCUGAAUAAACGUGGCCAUAUGUUAUUAUUGGCCAAUUCUUCUCUGUGUGCUCUGUUUUUCAUUUUUUCUUAAAGAGAUUUAUCUGAAUCUAAUAGAGACCCUA
This is a messenger RNA of Eruca vesicaria subsp. sativa (arugula), 1865 nucleotides long. Lineage: Eukaryota; Viridiplantae; Streptophyta; Magnoliopsida; Brassicales; Brassicaceae. The record is from the annotation of a GenBank genome assembly.